Condylura cristata (star-nosed mole) is the source of this 924-nucleotide messenger RNA. Its product is annotated as alpha-1-antitrypsin-like. Gene Ontology annotation, molecular function: serine-type endopeptidase inhibitor activity. NCBI's taxonomy places the organism in Eukaryota, Metazoa, Chordata, Mammalia, Eulipotyphla, Talpidae. The record is from RefSeq and is a predicted model, not a curated record. Gene Ontology annotation, biological process: negative regulation of endopeptidase activity.
AUGCCCUCCUCCAGCGCGUGGGGUCUCCUCCUGCUGGCAGGCCGGUGCUGCCUGGUGCCCCGCUCCCCACCGGACCCUCAGACCCCGGAUCUGCCCCCCUUCUCGAACAUAGCCCAGAAACUGGACAACUUCUCCUUCAUCCUGACGGCUCCAAUCCAGUUUCUGGAGACGCUCAACUCCACCUUCAAGGUGGACGUUCUCAAAGCCUUACAGAUAUACCUGGACUCCUUCAACCAGCCGGACAGCCAGCUGCAGCUGACCACUGGCAUGAUGUUCAUCGACAGCAGCGUGAGGCACAUGCUGAACUGGUCCAAGGAUGACUGGUAUCCUCACCAAUCCGAGGCCUUUUCCAUCAAUUUCCAGAACCCCGAGGAAUCCAAGAAACAGAUCAACAAUUACUUAGAGAAUGGAACCCAAGGACAAAUUGUGGACUUGAUCAAAGACCUUGACAAAGACACAGUUUUUAUUCUGGUGAAUUACAUUUUCUUUAAUGGACAAUGGGAGGACCCAUUCACAGCUCAGCGCUCGGUGGAAGAAGCGUUCCACGUGGAUGAGGAGACCACCAUCCAAGUGCCCAUGAUCAACCGCCUGGGCAACUUCUCGCUGCACCGGGUGGAGGAGCUGGCCAGCUGGGUGCUGCAACACUACGUGAGCCAGGUCAUCGCCUUCCUGAUCCUGCCGGACGUGGGCAAGAUGCAGCACUUGGAGAAGCAGCUUACUGAGAGUCACCUCUCCACCAUCCUCAAUGCAGUGCACAAGGCUGCGCUGACCAUCGACGAGAACCGGGGCCACCUUUCGGAAGAGAAGAACUGGCUCAGGCAGCCGAGAAUUACAUUCAACAGGCCCUUCUUGGUUAUCAUCAAGGACGAAAGCACCGGGGUGACCCUCUUCAUGGGGAAGAUAAUAAACCCCCUGGAAAAGUAA